CAUUUCGAAGAUUUUCUUUUUCGAAAAUUCUAUAGAGAGAGAAAAUUAUCUGAAAAGUUCGUACCUUAAAUGUGUGUGUGUUUGUGAAGAGCGUACCGACAGUGAAACUUUCUUCCUUUUUCUCUCGUUCUUCUCGAGACGACAGAAAAUUUUCAUUUUCGACAGUUUAGUGGAGAAAUUCUUAUGCACUUGUCGUGUACCCGCAUAGCUGUGUCCCGUUAAGUCAUAAGACGGUUAAAGUUUAAAGGGAAAGAAUUUUUUUCUGUGCAGUGAAUGAAUGAAAUGAUUCAAUAAUUAAGCACUUAUAAACUCAAGUGAUCUUCCGUGUCUCUUAAAACAAGAAUUGUAAUAAAAAAGAUAUGCAAAAGAGACUUUAAAGCUUUCAACUUUGAGUGAUAUGAAGUGAAGUAGAAAUAAAGAGCAGAAAGAAAAACAGAAAAAGAAACUUUAAUCGAAGUGAAAUAUCAGAGAAAAAAGUUCAGAAAAAAAAUAUAAUUAUAGAAACAAAUUACGGUCUUUAAUGAGAAAAUUAAUAAGGAAAGCAUAAUUUUUCAUUAAUUAAGAAUAUAAAAGCGAGAAGUAAGAUAAGGAUAAUUGUGUAGAAAAUUUUUCCGAUGAAAUUGCUCUAGAGUUAAAAAUAAAAUCAAUCAAUUCAGCUGUUAUUGUAGCAAUUAUUUAUGUGUUAGAGUCUUCAACUUCUUAACUUCAUUUACAUUGAUUAAAGAUAACCACAAGGCACUCAACAUAGACAGUGAAGCAUUGCGACGAACUUGUUUUGAGUGUUGUGCGAAGAUUUAAAAGAUUUCUUCGGCAUCAUUGAUAUGAAGCUUAAAGUUAUUUCCUAUCAUUAUUGUUGACAAUUAAUUUCUCCACAUCAUGGAGAUUCUCAAAAAAGGUACUGCACUGAGAGCCUUUUUUAAACGUCCACAGAAACAUGGUGGACACCUAAUAUUAUGUUACAUAGGUUUAUAUACAAUUUUACAAUCACAACUGGUAUGUGCGAGGCACCAUGAUAUAGGGAAACUCAUAGGCAGUAAUAACAAUAAUAAUGACAACAAUAACUUCAACGAUAACGAAUUAAAUAGUUUGCAACUUGAUCAACAACAUCAACCGCAUCAGUCGCAAAACAUUAAUGCUCAAAAUAUUCACGAACAACAGCAACCAAUCAUACUUAAAGAACAACCAAUUUUAGGUCAGAAAAUAACUCAACAAUCCCCGUCCGAUGUUGACGUUCCUAAUGGAGCAGUGUUGGCGAAAGACGAUGGUCACGGUGACGCAGUGCGUGUAGUAGAUCCCGAAUUAGGAAAAUUGGAGAGGGAGAAUUUAGGGCAUGAAUUGCCACCACAUGGUAUAAGCUUAAAUACUCCGAUUUUAGGCACAACAUCGACAUCUACAAGACGCCAUACCCGACGUGAAUCUAAUCCCGAUGCAGAAGAAAAUGAUCCCUUGAUAGUGACGACAGACAAAGGCAAAGUGCGAGGCUUAACCUUGAACUCUCCGUCUGGACGAAAAGUUGAUGUAUGGUUGGGCAUUCCUUAUGCACAACCACCAGUCGGUCCACUACGAUUCCGACAUCCUCGGCCAAUCGAGAAGUGGCAAGGCAUAUACAAUGCCACAAAACCACCAAAUUCAUGUGUUCAAAUUGUUGAUACGGUGUUUGGCGAUUUUCCUGGUGCCACAAUGUGGAAUCCAAACACUGAACUCUCUGAAGAUUGUCUUUAUGUGAACGUAGUCGUUCCUCGUCCUCGUCCCAAAAAUGCAGUCGUCAUGCUUUGGAUUUUCGGGGGAGGCUUCUAUUCAGGCACUUCAACGCUUGAUGUUUACGAUCAUCGAACAUUGGCAGCAGAAGAGAACGUCAUAAUCGUAUCAAUGCAAUAUCGAGUGGCAAGUUUAGGUUUCAUGUAUCUGGGAACACCUGAUGCUCCAGGAAAUUCCGGAUUAUUUGAUCAAAAUCUUGCAUUACGUUGGGUUCGUGAUAACAUACAUCGUUUUGGUGGUGAUCCUAAUAAGAUUUGUUUAUUCGGAGAAAGUGCAGGUGCUGUUUCAGUGUCAAUGCAUCUUCUGUCACCACUUUCAAGAGAUCUUUUCCAAAGGGCGAUCUUGGAAAGUGGUUCACCAACAGCCCCAUGGGGUCUUAUAACUCGUGACGAAGCAACUUUACGUGCACUUCGUCUUGCUGAAGCUGUUGGUUGUCCACAUGAUCGAAAGAAACUUUCAGAAACUGCCGAUUGUCUUCGUGAAAAAGAUGCAAAAGUUCUGGUUGAUAAUGAAUGGGGAACAUUGGGAAUUUGUGAAUUUCCAUUUGUGCCAGUUGUUGAUGGCGCUUUCUUAGAUGAAACGCCUCAAAGGUCACUGGCAUCAGGACGUUUUAAAAAGACGGAUAUCUUAACAGGAAGUAACAGUGAAGAAGGUUACUAUUUCAUUAUUUACUAUCUAACUGAAUUACUGAGAAAGGAAGAAGGAAUUACUGUGUCACGCGAAGAGUUUCUUCAAGCGGUUCGUGAACUCAAUCCCUACGUUAAUGGUGCUGCUCGACAGGCAAUCAUUUUCGAAUAUACUGACUGGAAUGAACCAGACAAUCCUCAUAGUAAUCGCGAUGCUCUCGAUAAGAUGGUCGGUGACUAUCACUUCACAUGCAAUGUUAAUGAAUUUGCUCAACGAUAUGCCGAAGAAGGCAAUAAUGUGUACAUGUAUUUGUACACUCAUCGUAGCAAAAGCAAUCCAUGGCCUCGAUGGACGGGUGUCAUGCACGGUGAUGAAAUAAACUAUGUGUUUGGGGAGCCAUUGAACCCACGACUUGAAUAUCUUGAAGGAGAAAAACAGUUUAGUCGACGUAUUAUGCGUUACUGGGCGAACUUUGCCCGAAACGGAAAUCCAAAUCCUGGAUUGAUUGACGAAUUGCCUGAAUGGCCUCUUCACACUGCACAAGGCAGACAAUAUUUAGAAUUAGGCAUGAACACAUCCUUCAUUGGACGUGGUCCACGCUUGCGACAAUGUGCAUUCUGGAAGAAAUAUUUGCCACAGCUUAUGGCAGCAACUUCUAAUCUUCAACCUGCUACUGAGCAUCCUUCGCCACCCUGUACAAGUAGUGUAGCUUUUUAUGGACCACAAUUACUAGUCAUCAUCACAAUGAAGCUGUUCAUUAAAAUAAUGGGCUAAAAUGUAACUAGAAAAUUAUUUGUUCGAAUUAAAGCUUAAACUUAAAAAGCUAUUUAUAAAUUAGGCUUAAUUUUUAAGAAGAAAAGAAAGAAAAAAAACUAAUAAAUAAUUAAACAAAAAUAUAUAUUUAUUGAUCGGUGAAGCCAAUAUUUUUUAAGCAAAAGUCAAAUCAGAUUAAAAGAAAACAAAUUUCAUUUUAAUUAAUUUUCAUCAAUAAAUGGAAAAAUAUUUCAAAAUAAAUUGGUAAUGACGAAUGAUAGGCAUCGAAAAUAAAUAUUGUAAGUUGAUGUAAGAUGACAAAAAAAUGAAAAAUUGUGACGAGCAGAGUAGAUAAGAAUUUGCUCAUUUCUUUGCAUAUUUCAAGCUUAAUAUCUCAAUGACAAUAUUAAUGAUUGGCUGCGAAUGUAGCAAUUUCUAUAUUUUUUCAAUUUGAGUCUUAAAAGUGGAAUUCUUACAAUGAAUCAAAUUAUCUUCCUUUUCAUUUCGCCUGAUUGAGUUUGCUUGUCUUUUGAGUUAAGGAACAAUAAAAAUAUUGGUAUAAAUAAUUCGUAGGAUAAAUUUGCUACUUUAAUUAAUUAUCCAUGCCUCUACAGUUUUAUAAUAAAUAACAUACCACAAUGUAGUACAAAAGAUACGAUUUUAGUUUUUUUAGAUUUGAAUAUCCAUUUUUUUCUUCUUUAAACACCAAUAAAACUAGUAAAGUUCUUUGAUCUAUCUAUAAUUAAAGUUCAAAAACAUAUCAUCUAAUAGACAAACUUUCUAUGCAGAGCUUUACUUUAAUCUAUCGAAUACACCCACUUACAGCAAAGAUGAAAGCUCAAGUCUAUUGGACCCUUUUAGGAAGCUUGAAAUAAGAAUAUUUAAGAAAUGAUAUUUAAUUGACGGAGUUCAGGAUUUCACUAAAGAAUUAAAUAUUAAAAAAAAAUCUUGAAAGGAAGAAGAAAAAAUAUUCUAAAAUUACCAAAAAAAAAAAUGAAUUGAAAUGGUUAAUGCAUGUAAAUAUCGAGACAACAGAAGAUAGAAUUCAAAUAUUACGUUUUACAGAUACAUAUCUGCGAACAAUUCGUAAUAUUUGAGGAUAUCGCGAAGAUUGAGAUUUUCGAAGGAAAUGAAACGAUUUUAAUGGGAAACUAUCGCGUGGUGUUCAGGAUUGAUGAGGUGAGAGUGAAUUAUUUAUAGAAUCUUUGCUGCCUUAAACAUUAAAAUGAAUGAAUAAUGAAAUAAUUAAAAAUUGACUAUUACUCAUAGCUUUUAAUAUUUAAGAAAGAAAAAAAAAUAAUUAAACAAUAAACGAAAGUAAAAUGAUCUUUUAAUUCUCUAUAAUCAACGAUUUUUCAGAAACCAAAUGUCAGUUAAAUAUAAUUUAUUUUGGAAACUCUUUAACUUUAGUACUUAUUGCAAAGUUCUUAGUUAAAUAUUACAAAUUCAGUACUUUCAACUCACAUAAAAUAUUUAAUUCAAUUUGAUGAAAAGAAAGAUUCACAUUAGAAGUCAAUGAGAUAAAUUGAGCAUAAAGGAAAAGCUUUUUUAUGAAAACCCAAAGUUGCGAAUAAAAUUUAAUAAGAAACUUAUGACUUUUGAUAAAUUUUCCUUUGCAUUGACGUUAGAUCGAUAAGUAAAAGUCUGCGUACAAAAUAGAUGACUUAUAGUGUUUGUCGCAAUUUCCUAAGUGAAAUAUUUCUCUCUGCUGAAUAAAGAUGGGAUAAAGAUGAAUUAGUGGCAAAAUUUGUAGUGAUGUUUAAUGUUAUAAGAACGCUUUUUAAUUCUUUUUCUCGUGAAAACAAGUAAAUUAUUGGGUUCCCAUGCAAUAAGGAAGAGCUUUCUGUGUGGAAAUUUCGAAAAGAUAUCAAAAUUAAAAUUUCCAUACAGAAAGUUACCAAAAUUAAAUUAAAUACUUUCAUUGCCAAAGUCGAUGGUGUUAUGUAAAUUAUUUUAUAUUUAAGAAUCUAAAACCAUAAAGAAAAUUAUAUUUAUAAAUUCGUUAUUAGACAAUUAGAGAAAAUAAAUAUGAAAUUCACGCUACAUAUCUUCAAUUGGUGCAGACAGAAAACUACUAUAAAACAAAAAGAAAAUAAGAAGAAAUAAUUAUGCAUAAGUAUCUGUUCAUUAAACUUAUUAAGAAGAAUGUAUAUUUGAGCACAUUUCUAGUCCAUGACAAUUAUAAAAAGUAUUAAAAGAGAAGAAAAAACUUUAUGAUUUCGGCCUAAGUGUGUCAUGCUUGUGUUUUAGGAAAGAAAGAAGAAUUAAAAAUAUAAAAAGAGAAAACAUAGAAAAAAAAUUCUUUACCUUAUGCGUUGUUGAAUAAAAGUUUUGCCAAAGAAAAACCAGAAAAGAAUUAGAACUAUACUUAAGCACCAUGAUGAAUAGAUGAACUUUAUGCAAUCUUUGCAAUUCGAUUUCAUUUCAUUUCAAUAAAAGAAGAAAAUAAACACACGAGAAAGAAUUUACCUAAUUCAAUCAAAGUAAGAUAAAUACUUAGAAAUUGAGUGACAUACAUGAAUGUUCAUUGCAAUGUAAAGUUGUGAAUGUUGCAUUCACAAAUAAACUUUUAUUGCAACCAUCAUACGAAAAACAAAGUGAAAUGCAUAUCAAUCCUAAAUUUUAUGACGCAAAUUCAAACACUUAUCUACAUAAAAAUAGAGAUAUAAAGUAAAUGACAAACCUUUUAUAUACUUCAGUAAAGCAAUUGCAGAUAAAUAAGAAAUGAAAGAAAUAUUACCAUGAAACAUUUAGAGAGCCAUAUAGAAACUUAAUAAUCUUUUAAUGUAAAAAGAAUAUAUUAACGCUUCUAAGAUUCUUCUUAGUUAUUUUCAUGGAAUAGAAAGACAAGGAAAGUAAGUCUAACUCUGCAUGAAAUUUAUUAUAAACUAUCGUAUGGUAAUUGCGACUAAUAAAAGCAUUUAUAAAUACAAACUGAACUGCACGUCAAUAAACCUAUAAAAAUAUUUAAUUAAAACUUUUUCAAGUCCGUUGUGAAUAUUUACAUAUUUAGAGAAAUGUGUUAAGUUUAUUGAUUUAAAUAGCUACUCAUUUUAUCAACGUUCCAUAAUUAUUGUUGAUACGAGUCAGAUUUUAUAACUAUUUUAUUUAUUUAUUUAUAACAAUUUCAAAAAAUAUCAAACUCCGAUUUUUCUUUGAGGUUUCUUCAGAAACCGCCUAAGCAUAAAGUUAAAUAAUUUGAUCAUGAUAAAUCUUUCGAUCUGGUCAAAUAACUAAUAUAUUUCUCGAUUCUUAUUUAUUUCUGUUAUCAACUAUUUAACACGUAAACGACAUUAAGUGAACAUCAACAAAGUAAAAUUGUUAAUUUAUGAACAAAGAAUUAAAAAUCGUCAAAACAAUUGUGAGUAAAAAAACGCUAAUGGAUAUCUAAUUAAAAAACAACUAAUGAAUAAAAUUUAAAGUUAGCUAUCAGAAAAAAUGCGUAAGGACAAAACCCAAAUAAAAGUUAUGAGAAUUCCUUCAAAUAAAUUAAAUUUAAAUAUUGAGAAGAUGAAGAAAAUUGAAUUAUUUAAAAAUGCUUUGUUAAAUGUAAUGAAAGAAAAUAAAGUAAAUACAAUUUAAAAUCCAAUA
Clunio marinus is the source of this 6729-nucleotide messenger RNA. NCBI's taxonomy places the organism in Eukaryota, Metazoa, Arthropoda, Insecta, Diptera, Chironomidae. The record is from the annotation of a GenBank genome assembly.